AUGAUUCCUCGGAAAUUACUAGACACUUCAAUUCUGAGCGCUUGGUUGUUCGGUUUCAGGAGCGUCGUGUGCUCCUCUUGCUCUAUAGCCGAUAUAUUUCCUACGCUGUACGUGGCGCACCAGAAUAGAAGUGUUUUGACAGUCCACUUCGACCCGACUAAAGCACCUGAAGAAAGCCUCGAAAUCGUGCAGGCUGUCCAUGCGGGAUUCCAGCCUGGGUGGCUAUGCACUCACGAUAGCAACCUGUACGCCGUCUCAAGGUCUAAAUACCCGGAUAGCUCAUCGCCGUCCGGAGGGAUCUUCGCGUUCGCACAUACACAAUCCAGUGGCUUAUUCGGUAUCGGCGAUACAACUUCAGACGGUGAAGGCGGUGUGUUCUGUGACAUUAGUAAGGAUGGACGUGUGCUCUCUGUCGCCAACAUCUUGGCCCAGCCUGGUCCUGGGACUAACGGAUCCCAGAUCCAGAGUAACCCACACCAGGCCGUAUUUGACCCUUCUGGACAGCUCAUGAUAGUACCCGAUCGAGGUGCAGAUCGCGUCUACUUCUAUCGGGUGUCCUCUAGUUCCGAUCUUGGACUUGAUGUUGCUUUAGCGCAGAACAUCACGCUUCCACCGGGGAGUGGUCCCCGCCAUGCGAUUUUUCAGGUUAUCAACGACCGCGCCACAAUAAUGUAUCUUGUCGGCGAACUUGAUAAUACAAUCAGAGCAUUCCUAAUUGGUGAUACCGCCUCGUCAUUAACACUAAAUAUCACAAUGCUCCAGAUCGUCUCAACCCUCGGACCAGGCGCCAAACGUACGGAUCCAAAUAAUGAACACCUGGCAUCUGAAGUAGCAAUCUCUACCGACGGUCGCUUUCUUUAUGUCUCGAACAGAAACACGGUCUCUUACGACGCUGACUCCAUCGCAAUUUUCGCUCUCCAACCUUCGGAUACAAAGGCGCCAUUGACUUACUUGGGCCAGAAUUCGACGCUUGGGAAGAUACCAAGGCACUUUUCGCUCAGUCAGGAUCCGGAGAACAAGUGGGUGGCAGUAGCUAACGAGGUCAGCAACAAUAUACUGUUAUUCAAGAGAAAUAAGAAGUCUGGCUUCCUGGAGGACGGUAUUGUGGGAAAUCUAACAUUGGGGGAUUUUGACAUCAGCUUGGAGAGAGGGCCAAUGGCUGUAAUCUGUGGUUAG
Neoarthrinium moseri is the source of this 1176-nucleotide messenger RNA. RefSeq lists its product as uncharacterized. Gene Ontology annotation, molecular function: 6-phosphogluconolactonase activity; protein binding. Bases 1 to 1176 code for a protein of 391 amino acids. The transcript has 2 exons. NCBI's taxonomy places the organism in Eukaryota, Fungi, Ascomycota, Sordariomycetes, Amphisphaeriales, Apiosporaceae. The record is from RefSeq and is a predicted model, not a curated record.